UGAGCCUGUAAAGUCGAUCGAGUCUUCCCCAGCUCUCUCGCUCCCGGACGGAGACGUUGCACGUCACCGGGGGGGUCACCGACUUCCAUGUGAAUCGACGGCGCACGUACCGGGCUCGGAGCGGGUGGCCGCGACUAAGGUGCAGGUCUUCUCCGAAUAUCCCGGUAAAAGUCGGUUGCUCGUUGCCGUCUCAGAACGCCGUAAACCUGCGGUAGCGAAUAUGAAAAUAACAAAAUCCACCGUUGUCCUCCUGGUCUUCGUGCUGAUGCUGUCCAUCUUUGUGGCGAAUGUAGCUGAUCUUAUCAAUGUCGACUCUCAUCUGCAGGACGAAUCCUUACAAGAGUCGAAUGAGGAGACUUACCGGUCCAGACCAAAAUAUUACGACAUAGGAAAGUCGUAUGACCACUUGAUGUGGUUUCUACAGAUAUCUGACAUACAUAUAAGUAUCUUUCAAGAUUCGUCUAGGAUAUCGGAACUGAAGAAAUUCUGCAAUGUGACGGUAAAUGCGAUUAAGCCUGUGAUUGUCCUUGCUUCAGGAGACUUGACUGAUGCCAAAGCUAAAGAUAAGAUGGGCUCCAAGCAGAUACUUGCAGAAUGGCAGUAUUAUAAAUAUGUGAUAGACGAGACCAAUAUCAAGGAGAGAACAUUGUGGUUGGAUGUUAGGGGAAACCAUGAUAACUUUAACGUGGUCAGUCUUAACUCCAAGAACAAUUAUUACUCCAAUUACUCCGUUCAGGGGAAGAAGCAUCCCAGAUCUUACAUAUACAAUGUUGUCGUUGGUUCUGAAACGUACUCCUUCAUCGCGAUUGAUGCUUGCUUGAAGCCAGGCCCCAAGAGACCGUUUAAUUUCGUGGGUGUUCUGGAUCAACGCGAGAUCAGUAAGAUACAACAAUUGGUCAAUCAGUCCAGGGAUAUCAGUGCGGAUUAUAUAAUCUGGUUUGGUCAUUAUCCCACGUCAUGCAUAUUGUCACAAUCUGAUAUCGGUAUCAGAAAUAUUCUAGGCAGACACAAAGAAAGUAUGGUGUAUCUGUGCGGCCAUUACCACACACUGGGUGGUAUGGUACCCAACAUGUACACGUUGCAACAGGCGGGCUUCCUUGAGCUGGAACUGGCAGAUUGGAAAGACAAUAGAAUGUACCGCCUCGCAGCAGUAGAUCAUGGCCAAUUCUCAUUCAUUGAUGUAAAGCAUAAUGACUGGCCUGUAGCAUUAAUCACCAAUCCGAAACACGCGUUGUACAUGAUGCCGCGAAGGGAGAAUUUGAAAUCCAUUAUCGCGUCCACGCACAUCAGAGUGCUGGCGUUUUCGACAGCUCCUUUGAAGACUGUUGAGAUCCAAUUGGGCAACGGUGUCUGGCAAGUGUGCGAUCAUGUGAAGGGACCUCUUUACGUGUUACCGUGGAACACGACGAUGUACAGGAACGGUAUUCAUCACAUUACAGUACGCGUGGUCGACGAGGAAGACAGAGAGAAAAUCGUGUCGCAACCGUUUUCUCUCGAUGGUUCGCGGCUGUCGUUCCGCAUUUUGCCCCGAUUGGUGCUCAUGUUCGACGUCAGUCACAUUUUUCAGUUCCUAUUCUGCACUGUAUUGGCAUUGCUAGUAGCGCCGCUGUGCUUACUCCGCUUUCUUCAUAUACUCUGCGAAAAUAAGUAUAUUCAUCGGCCGCGGCUGCCCAUCAGAUUCUUUCAUUGGUGGCUGAGGAAACUGUGGAUACUGUCCACUAUCGAUAGAUUAUUCUUCCCGUUGGUGCUGUACUCCUUGUAUCUGGCUGUCGGCCCCUGGACAGUGGGGGAGGUAAUUGAGGAUCACAUAGGCGUAAUCUUCGCGUGGGGCACGUUCGUCGGGAAUGCGUAUCUACCGGGCGCUUUCACCUACGCUUACGGAUUCUUCCAAUUAUUUUCCUUCCACCUGCCGCUCAUGCUGAUCUUGGCGCAUCAAGUCGAUCGUAGGCUGCAGGAUGUCGAGAAUUCGGUGAGGCAGCCGUUGUCGAAAUUGCGACUGGUCUGGCGACAUUUGCCGUUCGCGCUGUUAAUCGCGAUGCAAACCGCGAUGGCCUAUUUCUUCUGGCUGGCGUACGGCACACUAGCUACAGUACUGUGCCCACUGCGCACCUGGAGCAUCCUUCUGGCCCUGAUACUGUGUUAUCGGGUCAACACGAUGCCACUGUCGUGCUUGAGGUCCGUCGCGUUACUCUGGUCACCUCGUGUGAUACACACCACCGAUCUCAUCGUGACGCAAACCUCCAACACUAACAAUGCAAUUUAAUGAGAAGUAAUAGCAGAAUAAUUGUACAGUCGGCGGAAAUGUUUAAGCUAAUGUUUAAAAAAAAAGCGUUUAACACGAGAUAGAUUUGCAGGAGUGUUGAGUUAGAUUCUUUUAUAAUAUAUUUCACACCUCUCGAGUAUAGGGGAGUCGUGAAAUCAGGAAGCUAACUGGGAUAACCAGUUCAUCUUAAAGGAAGCAAUCAAAUAUAUAUUUUUACCUCUUGAUGUCUCAAUGAACCUUGAAAUAUCGUUUGCAUUUCUGUGACGAAGCCAGUGUUCCUUUGACACGUGCCACAUUAUGUUCGACAACAUGUAUCCGCGCAUCGCGCCACAUGUCACGUACGUUUCAAAAUUUUCAUUUACCGAGAUUACGUGUAUAUAUACUUUAAAAGUACAACAUAUAUAUUUAUAUAUAUAUAUAUACUCUUCCAAAGCGGGUAUUACAAUGUGAUAAUUAUUAUUGACAUAAUUUUUUUCAUCAUUAACGGCCGCUACUUUUACUUCCAUACAUAAUAUACAUAGUCCAAAUUCGAGAGUUCCUCUUCAGAAAGAUUAAUCUUAUUUUUAUUCUUUUUAUAAUAAGAAAUCUCGAAUAAAAGAGAGGGAGAGAGAGAGAAAGAGCUGCGUUGAGAGGGAGGGGCAGAGGAAUAGAAGUAAAGAGAAUAUUUAUGUGUUAGAGAUGUUGCUACGUAUUUACACCUCUGUUACGCUUUAUCUCUUUGCUGUGAAGCUAAACUAAACUGUUAGAGAGAUAUAUCGAAGAACGAAGAAUGUGAUAUUUUACGAUUUAGAAGACAGACCUUCGAGAUGCAGAAUUAUAACUUUUAGUACUCCCGUUCAGAACUUUCAGCUGAAUGUCCCGAGCACUUCCCUGUGACAUAUAUAUUUUUCUAUUUCUAUAUUCAAAGAUCCGCGCAUAUUCUUUUCACAAUAAUAGGUUUAGGUACUUCUGAGGACGACGACAUCUCACCGGAGAUUUACUUAUAUGUUAAAUGUUUUUACUGUAACACACACAUCACACAAAGAUAGCCAAGCCGUGCAUGAACGGCACGUAGAAUUCGUUAGAGACUGUCCUACUGUUCGACACACCUGUCGUACGAAGAGUACAUCAAUUUACUGACAAUCAUAUGAGCCAAAACUCUGCGCUCUAAACACAGCAAUUAGAUUCGAAGUGUUUGGUGCCACUGUGACAUUAAACGUAAACCUAGCGAAAAGGGAUUGGCUAUCUUUGGGCGUAGAGCGCUAAAAGGAAUCCAGUGAAAGUAACAUUGUUGUAUUAAAAUGCGAUUAUGUGCCGCGAUCAAAACACAAUAUUACGAAUAGUAUUCGGUAGAUAUGUGUAAAGAAAAAAACAAAAUAUAGGUCACACACAAUUGAGUCAAAAUUAAAGAUCCUUCGAGAGAUGUGUGAAGAUGUUGCGUAUGUGUACUAAUAAAUGUAAAUAUGAUCAGUAAAGAAGAUCUUUGUUUUUUUCUUCAUCGGUGGGAGAUUGAUGUUUAUUGUAUGAAAUUAAACUGACGUUUGACUUGUCGUCAAAUUAUGCAAUUUGCAAAUAAAAGUGCGGCCUGAUUCGCUGCCGUCAUGCUAAUU
Messenger RNA from Dinoponera quadriceps, 3852 nucleotides. Its product is annotated as transmembrane protein 62-like. NCBI's taxonomy places the organism in Eukaryota, Metazoa, Arthropoda, Insecta, Hymenoptera, Formicidae. Bases 221 to 2263 code for a protein of 680 amino acids. The record is from RefSeq and is a predicted model, not a curated record. Gene Ontology annotation, molecular function: hydrolase activity. The transcript is spliced from 13 exons.